ACGUUUCAUCGGAGAUCUUAUCAUUGUCAUUAUCGGAAAAAGAAAAUCUCAAAAACUCCAUUGAAAUUUGUAGCCAUUUACCUUGCAGAUCGAUCGAUCGAACUGUUCUUUGAUUUCCAGAUUUUGCUACGUUUUCUGUUUCCAUAUCAUCUUCCUUUGUAUCUAGAGAAGCUUACUUCCAGCUGAGAUAUAUUCUCCUUUUCAAAUUGAUCCUGCCGGGAUAUCAAGAUGAAACCUGUUUGCCCCUUUGUUAAAGCUGCUCGUCCAGAUGAUGUCUCCUUGAAGAAAACCAGUGAAUCCCCUAAACAGCAUAUUGCUCAAGAUGUGAAGGCUAAACAAGAGUCUGCAGAACCUGGCAUUGUUUCUCCAAAAUGCCCAUUUGGAUAUGAUUCACAAACAUUUAAGCUGGGCCCUUUUAGCUGCAUGAUAUGCCAAGCACUUCUCUUUGAUAGUAGUAAAUGUGUCCCUUGUUCACAUGCAUUCUGCAAGGCAUGUAUAUCGCGAUUUAAGGAUUGUCCCUUAUGUGGUGCUGAUAUUGAGAAGAUUGAGCCCAAUCCAGAUCUUCAAACGUUAGUUGAUCGAUUUAUAGAGGGUCAUGCAAGGAUAAAGAGAUCUCAAUCUGAUGAGGACGCCCAGAAUGAGAAGAAAACAAUUACAUAUGAAGAUGUGUCACUUGAGAGAGGUGCUUUCUUGGUGCAACAAGCCAUGAGGGCAUUUCGUGCUCAUAACAUUGAAAGUGCCAAACAUAGACUGAGUUUAUGCGCAGAAGACAUCAGAGAGCAACUAGACAGAAUGGGCAACACAUCAGAGUUGUGUUCACAACUAGGCGCUGUACUGGGUAUGCUUGGUGAUUGCUGUCGAGCUCUAGGAGACUCGGUUUCAGCAGUCAGUUAUUUUAAGGAGAGUGCAGACUUCCUAUUCAAAGUUCAAACCGAUGAUAUGGAGAUCAUACAUACAUUAUCAGUAUCGUUAAAUAAGAUUGGAGAUCUUAAAUAUCAUGAAGGCAAUUUGGAAGCAGCUAGAUCUUACUAUUCUCAGUCAUUAGAUGUUCGACGUAAGAAGCUCGCUGGCUCUCCUUCCCAGACUCUAGACGUGGCUGUUUCACUAGCAAAAGUCGCUGAUGUGGACAGGAAUCUUGGCGACGAGAGUAUGGCAGUUAAUGGAUUUCAGGAAGCCGUUGAAUUAUUGGAGUCAUUGACAUUGAACUCAGAAGAAGUCGGUCUUGAAAAUCGGCGAAUAUCGGUUCUGGAGUUUCUCAAAAAUCAACUCGACAGUAAAGAAUGAGAUCAUGGAAUUUAUAAACUGCAGAUGUCGCCAAAUCAUAUGUAUAUUUAUGUGGAAUAAGGGGCGGUUAUGUAUCGAAUUGAUUCGAAAAUUGCCAUAUAUAUAGUUAGUCUUAGAUGAGUUAUGGUUGCAAUUGAUAGUAUUAAUAUAUGGUGUUACAAGUUGAAUUUUUAUUAUGAUAUAAAGUUAACACAAUAUUUAUAUCAAUUUUGUUUAGUUGUAACAUGAUAUGAUGAUAAUGCUAGCUGUGAUCUUCUA
Molecule: messenger RNA, 1542 nt
Organism: Impatiens glandulifera
Lineage: Eukaryota; Viridiplantae; Streptophyta; Magnoliopsida; Ericales; Balsaminaceae
Product: protein NCA1-like
Exons: 8
Coding region: 229-1284 (351 amino acids)
Molecular function (GO): protein binding
Source: RefSeq, a predicted model, not a curated record